Messenger RNA from Rubroshorea leprosula, 1797 nucleotides. Lineage: Eukaryota; Viridiplantae; Streptophyta; Magnoliopsida; Malvales; Dipterocarpaceae. The record is from the annotation of a GenBank genome assembly.
CCCUUAUCGUGCUGUGGGUCUCAUUGUUCUCUUUGGGGUUCUCGUCAUCUUGGUAUCAGAGCAUCAGAUCCCUAAAUCAGGUUUCAAUCAUGUCAAGCGAUGAUGACAAAUCAACCAGUAGAAGCCACCAUGUGGAUGAAUCUUUCAUGCUCAAAGCAAUGCAACAACAAUUUUAGAGGCUGGACAUCAUGUUUGGUGAGAUUAAAGACAAAAUGGAGAAGCAAGAUGCAGCGAUAGCCAAGUUAUACCAAACACAGAAUGGAUGUCUGAAUUUGCGUAGGAAUGAUGCUAAUGAUGAUUUUGAUGACGAUUAUAAAGAUGCAUUCAACAAUGAUGCCCAAAACUCAAAUUUCAACAUGGACAGAAUUAUGAGAGGUAGAGGCGGCCAAAGAGAGCAAAAUCUGACAAGGUGGAGAGAUAAGCAAGAUCGUGACUUAGGUAGCAUCAAGAUGAAGAUUCCUCCAUUUCAAGGCAAAAAUGAUUCAGAUAUGUAUUUGGAGUGGGGAAAGAAGGUGGAAUUGGUGUUUGAUUGCCAUAACUAUUCUUAUGAGAAAAAAGUUAAACUAGCAAUGGUGGAAUUUACUGAUUACGUUGUGGUAUGGUGGGAUCAACAUGUGCUUAGUCGACGUAGAAAUCGAGAGCAUCCUAUUGACACUUGGGAAGAAAUGAAAGCUGAUUAUCACAAAGAGAUGGAAAUCGCAAUGGUUAGAGCGAAUGUGGAAGAGGAUAGAGAAGCAACUACGGCACGGUUUCUGCAUGGCUUAAAUUGUGAUAUAGCUAAUGUGAUAAAGCUACAACAUUAUGUGGAAUUAGAAGAUAUGGUGCAUAUGGUGAUGAAAGUAGAACGGCAACUCAAGCGUAAAAGAGCCACUAAUAGAACUGGACAAAAUUCAGAGAAGAUGGAGAAAUUGAAAUCAAGGGUGAAUCUGAUGAUGAAUCUAUGCCACCAUUGGAAGAUGCUAAUGAUGGUGUGGAAUGCCGUUGAUGGAGAACUGCUUGUCAUUAGGCGAGCUUUGAAUGUGCAAGCCAAAGAAGAUGAUGAAGUACAAUGUGACAAUAUAUUUCACAUGAGGUGCCAUGUCAAAAACAAGGUAUGUAGUGUGAUUAUUGAUGGUGGUAGUUGUACUAAUGUAGCUAGCAUUGUUUUAGUUGAAAAGCUUAAUUUACCUAUGACAAAGCAUCCAAGACCAUAUAAGCUGCAAUGGUUAAAUGAUUGUGGAGAAAUCAAGGUAAAUAAGCAAGUUUUGGUUUCAUUCUCUGUUGGACGAUAUAAGGAUGAGGUACGUUGUGACUUGGUUCCUAUGCAUGCUGAACAUUUACUUUUAGGGAGACCAUGGCAAUAUGAUAGGAGGGUAACACAUGAUGGCUUCAAAAAUCGCUAUUCAUUUGUCAUAGAAGGGAAAACAAUUACUCUUGCACCAUUGAGUCCAAGGCAGGUUUACGAGGAUCAACUGAGAGUAAAAAAUGAGAGUGAGCUGAGAAAUGAGAAUGAGCUUAAGGGUAUGAAAAACAAAGAGAAAGCAACAGAAAAAGAGUCCAAAAAGAGAGGAAAGAUUGAGAGUGUUGAAAACAAAGAGAGAAAAUCAGUGAGUGUUUAUGCAAAAGAAAGUGAUGUCAAGGCUGUGUUCUUUGCAAAGCAGCUUAUGUUUGUGCUGUUGUAUAAAGAUGCUUAUUUCAACACUAAUGAACUUAAUGAUUCUUUGCCUAGUGUGGCUAAAUCUCUUUUGUAGGACUUCAAGGACAUGUUUCCAGAGGACAUCUCUAAUGGUUUACUACCAAUAAGAGGAAUUGAGCAUC